UAUUUGGUGCCGGAGGGUCAUCAACAUGUACCAGCCUCGGCCGGUGCUACUAACGUCGUCCUGGCAACUGUGCCCCAGCUGCAUCAUCAUUUAGACGCGUCGACAGCCUCUGCCGAUGCUCGGCCGCCGCGUGAGGAUGCGCUGUCGACCGCGUCAGCAUGUGGGCUCUGUGGCGUGCGGUGGGCAAAAGACAAAAACAUGUUUCCGCCUGCUCUGACGGCUCGUGUGCCAGCGGCGUCGGCAAGAAUAACGAGUAUGAAUGAUGAUAGAAAUAGGAUUUACAAGGCGAGUGGUUGGACAUGA
Molecule: messenger RNA, 303 nt
Organism: Protopolystoma xenopodis
Lineage: Eukaryota; Metazoa; Platyhelminthes; Monogenea; Polystomatidea; Polystomatidae
Source: the annotation of a GenBank genome assembly